Molecule: messenger RNA, 219 nt
Organism: Acanthoscelides obtectus
Lineage: Eukaryota; Metazoa; Arthropoda; Insecta; Coleoptera; Chrysomelidae
Source: the annotation of a GenBank genome assembly
AUGCCUGGCCCACUGGGCUCUGAAGACGCCUACCCAUCGCCGUGUGAUUACACAACGUUGCCAGAACGACGCACCGACCUAACUACUCUACUCCUUUCCAGCGCCCUUGCUCUUUUCAGACAGACUUUGGCCAUGGUGGCUCCUAUGGAGAAGUUCUUCUUCUCGAAAUCCCCCAUGUGCCACCCUGGACCUCUGGAAUGUGAUAUAGCUGCUGCGUAG